AUGGCAACUCAAAAUCAGCAGAACUGUAGAGGACGAUUUCUGAUCGCUUGCUGGUGGCUUAUAGGUUUGGCUCAAAUGUCAUGGAAAAUGGUAGUUGGGAUUGCAAAGAAAACAAAGAAAAUCGAAAAGGAUGAUCCCAGAAGGAUCAUCCAUGGAUUGAAAGCAGGGUUAGCUCUCACACUGGUUUCUUUGACCUACUUGUAUCAUCCUUUCUACGAGGUUCUCGGUGUUAAUGCAAUAUGGGCUGUUCUAACUGUGGUGGUUGUGUUUGAACUUUCUGUUGGUGCAACAUUAGGAAAAAGUAUGAAUAGGACGAUGGCCACAAUGCUGGGUAGUGUCGCAGGCCUCGGAGCUCAUCACUUAGCAAGUGCUUCCGGUCAUAUAGGAGAACCCAUUUUGCUUGCCACCUUUGUUUUCAUAAUAGCUGCUGUAGUGACAUUUACAAGGUUCUUUCCAGCAGUGAAGACUAGGUAUGAUUAUGGGCUAAGCAUAUUCAUAUUGACCUUUACAUUAGUAGCAGUUUUGGCUUAUCGAGACAAUCAAGUAUUGAGGACGGUUCAGAUGAGGAUAGAAACAAUCGUCAUUGGAUGUUUAGUUUCCGUUGUUAUAAAUAUUGGCGUUUACCCUUUCUGGAUGGGAGAGGAUCUUCACAAUCUCAUUGUCCAAAAUUUGGAAAAGCUUGCGAUCUUUUUUGAAGGGUUUGGGCGUGAGUACUUCCAAGCAUUUGAAGAUGGACAAUCCAAUGAUGAUAAGUCAUUCCUUGAAAAAUAUAAAAGUGUUCUUGCAUCAAAGAGCAAUGAACAAAAUAUGGCCAAUUUAGCUAAAUGGGAACCUUGCCAUGGUCGGUUCAGAUUCUUCCAUCCAUGGAAACAAUAUCUGAAAAUUGGAAAUCUAGCUCGGGAAUGUGCCUAUAGAAUUGAAGCUCUUAACAACAUCCUACAAUCUGAGAUCCAAGCUCCUAUCGAAAUCCGUAACAAAUUUGCAGAGUCAUGCACAAAUGUCAGCUUGGAAUGCGGCAAAGCUUUGAAGGAAAUAGCGUCAGAUUUCAAGGUAAUGAAAAGAUCAAAUACCUCUGCAUACAUUGAAAAAUUAAACGCUGCAGCUGAAGACCUAAACUUGCUUCUCCGAACAAACAUGUGGGAAGGAGCUGCUCUGGUUGACGUAGUUCCAGUCGCUUCAAUUGCUUCUAUUCUGUUGGAGGCAGCGAGAAUCACUGAAAAAAUCUCAGACGCUAUCAAUGAAUUGGCCUCCAUGGCUCCUUUCAAGGACUCGGAGCCUACCGUGUCAACCGACCAACCAGACAUGCUUGCUCUGGGAAUGCUUCAACCAGUUUAA
Messenger RNA from Manihot esculenta (cassava), 1335 nucleotides. Its product is annotated as aluminum-activated malate transporter 2. Gene Ontology annotation, cellular component: plant-type vacuole membrane. The transcript has 6 exons. Lineage: Eukaryota; Viridiplantae; Streptophyta; Magnoliopsida; Malpighiales; Euphorbiaceae. The record is from RefSeq and is a predicted model, not a curated record. Gene Ontology annotation, biological process: malate transport. The coding region runs from base 1 to 1335 and encodes 444 amino acids.